AUGACUAGUUACUUGGCAUUGGGUCUCCCUUUCUUGUCCUUAUGCUUCUUAACCAUAACCAGAACCAUGCUUGCAGAAACUAGUUCCUUUGACCAAUGCAAAGAAACAAGUUGUGGUAUUGAUGGACCAUCCAUCAGAUUCCCCUUCAGACUUAAAGGAAUACAACCCCAAUGGUGUGCCCAUAAUCCCUGGUUUGAUCUAUACUGCACCCACACCAACCACACUGUGCUGGAACUCCCAUCUGUUAAGGCCUUCGUCAAAAGCAUCAACUACACUUCUCAACUCAUAACCGUGUCUUAUCCUGAAGCUUGCCUUCACAAACGGACUUCUCGCAGAAACACAUAUGACCAUGGUUAUGAUAUAAUAACAUCGGGAAACUUUUCUUGCCUCAAUGUGCCUGGCUUUGAAGUUAUAGCAGUACAUUCCUCAUCAUCAAUAAUAUGGUCUCCUUUAUUAUCUUGCACCAGAAUCCAAAGCCCCUUAUUAUUGCCAAAGUCUUUGUUUAACAACAACGUUGAUGCUGCUCUCAAUUGGUUCCAACCAGACUGCAGAAGCUGCGAACAAAAAGGUGGCCAAUGCAAGGCUAAAGAAAACACCUCUCAACCCAAAUUCCAAUGCAUUGGCAAACGCAAAGGUUCAUCAAAACGGAAACUGCUUGCUGGUAUCCUAAGCCCUUUUCUGCUUAUAUUUGUUGGAGUCACAGCAUAUUUUUUAUAUAUAGCUGGCAUGGAAAGGAAGAACUAUACAAGAAUUAAAAAGUUUUUGGAGGAUUACAAAGCAGUCAAGCCUGCCAGAUACUCUUAUGCAGAUAUAAAGAGGAUAACAAAUCAGUUCAAGGAAGAACUGGGGCAGGGGGCUUUUGGAACUGUCUUCAAAGGGAAGCUAUCAAAUGAAAUUCAGGUUGCUGUUAAGGUCCUAAACACUUCAACGGGGAACGGUCAAGAGUUCAUCAAUGAAAUGGAAGCAAUGUGUCAAAUUCACCAUGUCAAUGUGGCACGCCUUGUUGGCUUUUGUGCAGACGGAUUCAGAAGAGCCUUGGUGUAUGAGUUUUUACCAAACGGUUCAUUACAGAAAUUCAUAUCAUCAGCAGACAAUAAGGAUGUUUUUCUAGGUUGGGAAAAGCUACAGAAUAUUGCUCUUGGUGUAGCAAAGGGAAUUGAGUAUCUUCACCAAGGUUGUGAUAAACGAAUACUCCAUUUUGACAUCAAGCCUCAUAACGUAUUGCUAGACAACAGCUUCACACCCAAAAUAUCUGAUUUUGGUUUGGCCAAGCUUUGUUCCAAGGAUCAAAGUAUUGUGUCAAUGACCACAGCUAGGGGCACUUUGGGCUACAUUGCACCAGAGGUAUAUUCUAGGAACUUUGGCAGUGUAUCCUAUAAAUCAGACGUUUAUAGUUAUGGUAUGUUGCUGCUAGAAAUGGUUGGAGGAAGGAAAGUCACUGAUGUCACAGAAGAAAAUAGCAACCAAGUUUAUUAUCCACAAUGGAUUUAUAAUCUUCUUGAGAACAAUGAAGAGAUAACAAUCCACAUAGAAGGAGAAGACACUAAAGUUGCAAAGAUGCUAUCAAUUGUGGGACUUUGGUGCAUUCAGUGGCACCCAGUAAAUCGUCCAACCAUGAAAGCUGUGAUUCAAAUGCUGGAAGGAAAUGGAGAGAAUCUGGAGAUGCCUCCUAAUCCUUUUGCCUCUACAUCUGCUAAUAGAACAAAUGCUAGAUUUGGCACUGGACGUAUGAACCAAGAGCUAGAUGUUAUCACGGAAAUAGAGUGAAGUUGUGAUCAAAUUCAGUAGUAGUUACCCACAACCUUAAGUUCUCACUCUUAGGAUUAACUCAAUUUCAUAUGCUAUUUCUGCUUGUCGUUUCUCUGGAAUUUGACAUCCAUUGUUAGUUUGGUAUCUCCCUUGAAUUUGUUUUUCCUCAACGUUUUGCACGGUUCUUGGAGCUGGUCUGGCUGCACUAUUAAUGAGUAUAAGAUAAUGCACAUUAAGAUGAUAAAUGAUGGUAAUGAUGUCCGUACACUGAUAUCAAACUAUUCAUUGUAACUUGCUUGAUUGCUUACCACUUGGAUUUCUUCAAGAAUUUCCAAUUAGUUCAGAACAAACCUAAUCUUUCUUAUUAAUGGCGUGUGAUUAAAAGUGUGCUUAUUGUUUUUUCUUCCUAGUUUAGUCUUUGAAGUAAAGCGCUUCAUUGAUGAAGUUCUUGCCGGUUAAUGUUAUUAAUUAAAUGUUU
This is a messenger RNA of Abrus precatorius (Indian licorice), 2227 nucleotides long. Its product is annotated as rust resistance kinase Lr10-like. The transcript has 4 exons. The record is from RefSeq and is a predicted model, not a curated record. Lineage: Eukaryota; Viridiplantae; Streptophyta; Magnoliopsida; Fabales; Fabaceae. Gene Ontology annotation, biological process: protein phosphorylation. The coding region runs from base 1 to 1767 and encodes 588 amino acids. Gene Ontology annotation, molecular function: protein kinase activity; ATP binding; polysaccharide binding.